AGGAUUUAGAGUUUAUUUUUACGGUUUAGGAUUUAGUUUUGAAAGUUUAAAAUCUAGUUUUUGUUUUGUGGUAUGUUUUGAGAAAAAAACUAGUGACAGUAUUUGUGGAACAAUAAUACUCAAUUUAGGUAUUUUUGAGAAUUGCCAUAGUAUGUGAGACUUUUGAGUAUUAUUUGAAAUAAAAGUUCUAUUCAUAUUUUCGUACUUAAAAAAGGAGAGAAAGAAAUAAAAAUUUAUAUUGUGUAGUCCUUUUCAAAUCAAAUUUCAUGAUUAUGAAGAAAAUGUUUUUCACUUAUUGGCCUUUUUUUUUUUCUUUCUGCCAACUCAUAAAAUCAUUUUGAAUUUAAAACAAAAAUCGAAAAGAGCAAAAAAAAAAAAAGCAAAAGGAAGAAGAAGACAAGAAAACCUUCACCACUCUACUUCAAUGUGUUUUACUUUUCUCUCACUACAGUCCUUUCUCUCUAUCUCUUUCUAAAACUCUCUCAAUGCUUAUCUUCUGAUUUUACGAGGAAGAAGAAGAAAGGAUUCUUCUUUACUUCUUUCUUUUUUUGGGGGUUUAAUGUUAAGCAGAUUCUGAGAUUUCUGGUGUAAAUCGUUUUCUGGGGUUGUUUGUUUGUUUUGAAGAUCUAACUUAUAGAUCUAGUGUUUCUGAAAGAAGAAAAAAUCCAAACUUUACUAGUUUCAAAGAUGCAGAGACCACCUCCUGAAGAUUUCUCCUUAAAGGAGACAAAACCUCAUCUCGGUGGAGGCAAAGUCACCGGAGAUAAGCUCACAACCACAUAUGACCUCGUCGAGCAAAUGCAGUAUCUCUAUGUUCGUGUCGUAAAGGCUAAAGAAUUACCAGGUAAAGACUUAACUGGUAGUUGUGACCCUUACGUUGAAGUUAAGCUUGGUAACUACAGAGGAACCACUAGACAUUUCGAGAAGAAAUCUAAUCCUGAGUGGAACCAAGUUUUCGCCUUUUCUAAAGAUAGGGUACAAGCUUCUUAUCUUGAAGCUACUGUCAAGGAUAAAGAUUUAGUUAAAGAUGAUUUGAUUGGUCGUGUUGUGUUUGAUUUGAAUGAGAUACCUAAGAGAGUUCCUCCUGAUAGUCCUUUAGCUCCACAAUGGUAUAGAUUAGAAGAUGGGAAAGGCCAAAAAGUUAAAGGAGAGCUUAUGUUAGCUGUUUGGUUUGGUACUCAAGCUGAUGAAGCUUUUCCUGAAGCUUGGCACUCUGAUGCUGCAACUGUUAGUGGAACUGAUGCUUUAGCUAACAUCAGAUCUAAGGUUUAUCUCUCUCCUAAGCUUUGGUAUCUUAGGGUUAAUGUCAUUGAAGCUCAGGAUUUGAUACCGAGCGAUAAAGGGAGAUAUCCUGAAGUCUUUGUGAAAGUGAUAAUGGGAAAUCAGGCAUUGAGGACUAGAGUGUCACAAAGCAGGAGUAUUAAUCCGAUGUGGAAUGAGGAUUUGAUGUUUGUUGUAGCUGAGCCGUUUGAAGAGCCUUUGAUUCUAAGUGUGGAAGAUAGAGUUGCGCCGAAUAAAGAUGAAGUCUUGGGGAGAUGCGCGGUUCCGUUGCAGUAUUUGGACAAAAGGUUUGACUAUAGACCGGUGAACAGCAGGUGGUUUAACCUUGAGAAGCAUGUUAUAAUGGAAGGAGGAGAGAAGAAAGAGAUCAAAUUCGCCAGCAAGAUCCACAUGAGGAUUUGUUUGGAAGGAGGGUAUCAUGUGCUUGAUGAGUCUACACAUUACAGUAGUGACCUAAGACCAACUGCAAAGCAACUGUGGAAGCCUAACAUCGGUGUGCUUGAGCUAGGGGUCUUAAAUGCGACCGGUUUAAUGCCCAUGAAAGCUAAAGAAGGUGGUAGGGGAACCACGGACGCGUAUUGUGUGGCAAAGUAUGGGCAGAAAUGGAUCAGAACUCGGACAAUUAUUGACAGCUUUACCCCAAGAUGGAACGAGCAAUAUACUUGGGAGGUUUUUGAUCCGUGUACUGUAGUUACAGUUGGUGUGUUCGAUAACUGCCAUCUACACGGUGGUGACAAAAACAACGGAGGAGGAAAAGAUUCAAGAAUUGGAAAGGUGAGGAUAAGGCUCUCUACUCUCGAGGCUGAUCGAGUCUACACACAUUCAUAUCCUCUUUUGGUGCUACAUCCUAGUGGAGUCAAGAAAAUGGGAGAGAUUCACUUAGCGGUGAGGUUUACUUGCUCUUCAUUGCUCAACAUGAUGUAUAUGUAUUCUAUGCCUCUCUUACCUAAGAUGCACUACCUCCAUCCCCUCACGGUUAGCCAGCUCGAUAACUUAAGGCAUCAAGCAACUCAGAUUGUGUCGACAAGGCUAACACGAGCAGAGCCGCCUUUGAGGAAAGAAGUUGUUGAGUAUAUGCUUGAUGUGGGAUCUCACAUGUGGAGUAUGCGUAGAAGCAAGGCGAAUUUCUUCAGGAUAAUGGGAGUCUUGAGUGGGAUAAUCGCUGUAGGGAAAUGGUUUGAACAGAUCUGCGUAUGGAAAAAUCCGAUAACAACGGUUUUAAUCCACAUUCUCUUCAUUAUCCUUGUUAUCUACCCCGAGCUCAUCUUGCCCACCAUUUUCCUCUACCUCUUCUUGAUUGGAGUUUGGUACUAUCGCUGGAGGCCGAGACAUCCUCCACACAUGGACACACGUCUCUCACACGCUGACUCAGCACACCCUGAUGAGCUCGACGAGGAGUUUGACACUUUCCCUACUUCCCGACCAUCAGACAUCGUCAGGAUGAGAUAUGACCGACUCAGAAGCAUUGCUGGUAGGAUUCAAACAGUUGUUGGUGAUCUUGCAACUCAAGGAGAGAGAUUUCAGUCGUUGCUAAGCUGGCGUGACCCGCGUGCCACUGCUCUCUUCGUCUUGUUCUGUCUGAUAGCUGCAGUGAUUUUAUAUAUAACUCCCUUCCAGGUUGUGGCUUUUGCCAUUGGCUUGUAUGUGCUUAGACACCCGAGGCUCAGGUACAAGCUCCCAUCAGUUCCACUUAACUUCUUCAGGAGGCUUCCAGCAAGAACUGAUUGCAUGCUCUGAGUUACUUAAGAUUUCUCCAUUUCAAGAAAGACUCCUCUGUUCUAGUUUGUUAUCGUUUUGAAGUCCUUACCUCUUCUUUGUGAUGUUGGAUGAUCAUGUUUUUUUCUGUUUGACAUUAUUUAUGUUUAUGUCCUUUUGAAAACUUUCUUUGGAAAGUGGUAACUAGUAAGAUAAGUUUGUGUUUUUGGAUUCUCUUC
Molecule: messenger RNA, 3215 nt
Organism: Arabidopsis thaliana (thale cress)
Lineage: Eukaryota; Viridiplantae; Streptophyta; Magnoliopsida; Brassicales; Brassicaceae
Product: Calcium-dependent lipid-binding (CaLB domain) plant phosphoribosyltransferase family protein
Exons: 1
Coding region: 688-3018 (776 amino acids)
Cellular component (GO): cytoplasm; vesicle; endoplasmic reticulum membrane
Source: RefSeq, marked reviewed